AUGGCCCUGUGGACGCGCCUCCUGCCCCUGCUCGCCCUGCUGGCCCUCUGGGCGCCCGCCCCCGCCCAGGCCUUCAAUCACGAGCACCUGUGUGGCGAGGAUUUGGUGGAUAUCAUGACCAUAAUAUGUGGAGAUCAGGGCUUCAAAAAUCCCAAGGCCGCCCGGGAGCUGCCCGACCCGCAGGAGGGGGAGGUGGACAUGGGCGCAGGUGGCCCAAAGGCCCUCACCGUGGAGGAGCUCCUGCAGAACACUGACAUCGUGGAGGUGUGCUGCACCAACAUCUGCUCCUUCUAUGAUAUGGAGACCUACUGCAACUAG
Molecule: messenger RNA, 318 nt
Organism: Myotis lucifugus (little brown bat)
Lineage: Eukaryota; Metazoa; Chordata; Mammalia; Chiroptera; Vespertilionidae
Gene: INS
Product: insulin
Exons: 2
Coding region: 1-318 (105 amino acids)
Biological process (GO): glucose homeostasis; positive regulation of protein secretion
Cellular component (GO): extracellular region
Molecular function (GO): hormone activity
Source: RefSeq, a predicted model, not a curated record